AUGCUCAAGGCGAUUGCCAGAUUUGGAUUUUGGCUGUGGGUGGCAGCCGUAAAGACCAUCUUGAAAUUGUCUCUGAAGUGCUUGGUGGCCUUAGCCAAGGACCAAGCUGAUCCUCCCAUUCCUCAAGCUCAUUGCCAUCCGAAGAAUGACAAGUAUUCUCGACGGACGUCGUGCUCAUCCUCGUCUUCGCCCAUAAAUCAGUUCGAGCCAAUGCCAGGGGGGACUGCUGCACCAUUGUCGAGUCAGGGACUGAUUCAAUCUUUCAUUCAAGAGGUCAGAGCGAGGAUAAGAGCGGUUUUGGGCUUGGGCAUGGUGCCCAACCCAGGCCUGGAUUAUCACAUCUCGUCCAUUCAUGGAUCCCGUGGGGCUUCUUCCGCGCUGCCAACAGAUGCUGAAAAAUAUUGUCAAACCGAGGACAAAUCUGUCUAUCGGACAUUGAAGAUGCGUUAUCGGAGUUCGCUAAAGAAACGCAAAGAGCAGAUAAUUCCUGCGGGGGCCUCUCGACCCUCGUCGCCUGAAGGCACCGACACACUGACUGAACAUCAAAGGCUGCCAGCAGCAUCGUGGAUGACCAGUACAAAACAGGCCAUGGAGUCGCCUUCGCUCGUAGGCGUAGUUCCUAACCGAACUUUGAGCCAUCACAGCCGCGUGCGAACCACCAGUGAGAUAUCUGAACUCGAAGACAAGGUUAUGCCAUUACCCGUGAUCAAAACCCGUGCCCGUCGGUGGAAGAGCUGCAGUAACAUGACAUCAUUGACCACGGCCUCCUGCCCCACCUCCCCUCCAUCUGUUCCUCGUCGACGAUAUCACAGUGCGGCCCCCAACCUCUCGCAGGGCACUCCCAUGGAGAGACUGAAAUUAGCCAAAGGUGGAGGCGAGGCCACUUUCUUUCCUAAUAGCAGAAAUCUCAAUGGACCUUGGCCUUUGGCCAUAAGUUCAUCCCAUUUUAGCGAAGAAAAACGACGCUCUUUGCUUCGAUUAAGGAGACAAGGAAGGCAAUUAUCCGAUCCUUCUGGCAACCGAAUUUUUCAACGCCAGUCUGCCAAUGGAACCGUUUUUGAAAGACGACCAGCCCUGGGAGUUAAACGCCGUAGGAGUCACGAAGAUAGUCUUAUGGUGGCAGCUGCAGUGGCUGCAAAUUCUACCAACUUCUGUUGCUGCCUCUCCUCCUCCUCUUCCUCUUCCUCAUCAACCUCAUCGCCCAGCUCUUCGCCACCCACCUCCUCGUCAUCCUGUUGCACGACCUCGUCCUCUGCAUCCUCUUCGUCCUCCUGCUCAUCAUUAGCCUGUGCGACAAGUACCAGGAAAACCUACUUUGUUGUGAACAAAUCCUCGAAAUUUUUGGUGGAGCAACAAGUCAUCAAAUCCGCUCAAAGAGGACCUUAA
This is a messenger RNA of Tigriopus californicus, 1386 nucleotides long. RefSeq lists its product as uncharacterized. The record is from RefSeq and is a predicted model, not a curated record. The coding region runs from base 1 to 1386 and encodes 461 amino acids. Lineage: Eukaryota; Metazoa; Arthropoda; Copepoda; Harpacticoida; Harpacticidae. The transcript has a single exon.